AUGAAUGAUGCUAACAUUUUUACAUUAUGGAGCGAGCAAGGGUUUACUCUAUACCUCUUGCAAGAAGAUUCUGGCGGCUAUAGGUUUGAAUUUACGAGGUUGAUCAAUGAACAGGGGUCAACAGUGGUAAUUGCCGCCUGGAGUCAAGAGAAUUUGAAGAACCCAGAAAAUAUAUCUGUGUUUGUUACCAAUGACCAUGACCAAGGCCUAUCCAUAGAUGUCAUUUGGAACUCUGAUCAUUUUGUCUGCCGUGACGCUGUCAACUCCAAUGAGGGAUUGCAGAGUUCAACCGUUGUGUUGCAAGUCGAAUUCGUUAUCUCCAUAGUUUACGUCAUCUGGUCCUUCGGCUUUCUUCUAGUUGGAGAAGAGGUUCUGGACAAUUUACACAUCUUCAAUACCACUAGUCUGAAAUGUUUGGGGUACAUUACUUUACAACAGAAUUCAAAGGAUUCUUUGUGGUUUGACAGACACACUACCACUUUAUGGUGUCUCGUUAGGAAAUAUGAUGAUCUCACCAAGUCAAGAACGAUCCAUUUGAACUGUUACCGAUUACCUGAAUUUCAGCUGUUUUCCAGUUCUCCAAUGCCCCGAGGUUUUAGUAACUACCAUUUCGUUAGGCUGAAAGAAAACCAGGCAGAGAAGAUGCAGAUCGCUCCAUCUCCUUUUACUACGACCAUCUUAUGCCUAAAUGAACUGGCGCCAAACUACCAACUCUUACAUUUCGUGGGACCCAAGAAACCUUAUUACAAGCAAGAAUUUCGAAAUCACAGUUCCUUAUUACGACAAAUCGUACAACUGCCACGAAAUAGCUAG
This is a messenger RNA of Zygosaccharomyces rouxii, 813 nucleotides long. RefSeq lists its product as uncharacterized. The transcript has a single exon. NCBI's taxonomy places the organism in Eukaryota, Fungi, Ascomycota, Saccharomycetes, Saccharomycetales, Saccharomycetaceae. Bases 1 to 813 code for a protein of 270 amino acids. The record is from RefSeq and is a predicted model, not a curated record.